This is a messenger RNA of Colletotrichum truncatum, 1842 nucleotides long. Its product is annotated as MFS multidrug transporter. The record is from RefSeq and is a predicted model, not a curated record. Gene Ontology annotation, biological process: transmembrane transport. Lineage: Eukaryota; Fungi; Ascomycota; Sordariomycetes; Glomerellales; Glomerellaceae. Gene Ontology annotation, molecular function: transmembrane transporter activity.
AUGCCGUCGCGCACGGAAGAUGACCCGGUGCAACAUCCGUAUCGCGAUGGAGACGAAGCAGAUACCGAACUCCCAGACUCGGACGACGACGCCGGAGAGGAUGCGACUUUGUUAGCACACCCCGAUGGCGCUAUUCCAGAGGUCGAAGCCGCCGACACCCAGUCGCUCCCCAGCCCCGCGCCGCAGAGCCAGGAACCGUUGGUCAAGCCGCCCGAGAAGCCCAAGCCCGUGGCGUGGCGCGAUUUACCGCAGAAGCAGCAGUUAUUGGUCAUUACGCUCACGAGGUUGAGUGAACCUCUUGUGCAGACGUCGCUUCAGUCAUACAUGUUUUACCAACUCAAAUGGUUUGACCCAAGCCUUCCGGACUCGGUCAUCUCAAGCCAGGCCGGUGUCUUGCACGCCUCCUUCACGGCGGCGCAAUUCAUUACGGCCAUGGUGUGGGGCCGUCUUGCAGAUUCGAAGCGCUUCGGCCGCAAGACGGUGUUGAUGAUUGGCCUGCUCGGCACUUGCCUCUCGUGCAUUGGCUUUGGUUUCUCCAGGAGCUUCGCGCAGGCGCUGUUUUUCCGGUGUAUCGGUGGUGCGACGAAUGGUAAUGUCGGUGUAUUAAGGACGAUGAUAAGCGAAAUCGUCCGUGAAAAGAAAUACCAGGCCCGAGCUUUUAUCCUCUUGCCCAUGACCUUCAAUAUCGGCGUCAUCAUCGGCCCCAUCCUGGGAGGUAUCCUCUCCGACCCAGCGGGCAGCUACCCCUCGCUCUUCGGCGACGUGGAGUUCUUCAAAAAGUACCCAUACGCGACUCCCAACAUCCUCAGCGCCAUCUUCCUGUCGUGCGCAGCCCUCUCCGUCUGGCUCUGCCUCGACGAGACUCUUGACGCACUGCGCGAAGAGGGUCCAGACCUCGGAACCCGUAUCGGCUCCAACAUCGCAAACACCAUCCGCCGUGUGUGGGCUAGACUCCGCCACGGCCGCCGUGGUGCCAUUCGUUUGGACGAUACCUCGUACGCGCAGAUCCAUUCUAGUUCCGCGAGCAGCACCGACGUCGAGAUGUCUCCGGAGAACGCUCCCCAGCCGAAACCGAAACCCAGGCCCAGGUACCGACAUCGUCUACCUUUCCGGCGCCUCUUCACAAGGAACGUAAUCAUGACCUUUUCCGCGCAUUUCUUCCUGGCUUUCCACGUCGGCACGUUCAAUGCGCUAUGGUUCGUCUUCCUCUCGACGCCCACGUCAACCGAACCUCCGCAUCUACCGUUCCGGUUCACCGGCGGCCUUGGCAUGGCCCCCAAAUCCGUGGGUAUGGCCAUGGCCAUCCUCGGCGUCAUCGGCAUCACCCUCCAACUCUUCGUGUACCCGCGCCUCUCCGCGCACCUGGGCACAGUAAGAGCGUGGCGGUUGUUCUUGUACUUCUUCCCCAUAACGUACUUCCUCGUUCCCUACUUGUCCGUCGUACCCACCACCGACUCUGCUCCGCCGCCGGGACCGAAGGGGGGGCCGGCAAUCUGGUUCGCCAUCGUCGGGGUGCUCCUCUUCCAGGUCCUCGGCCGUACGUUCGCCCUGCCGGGACAGACUAUCCUCAUCAACAACUGCACACCCCACCCCAGCGUCCUGGGUACUAUCCACGGGCUGGGACAGAGCGUCAGCAGUGCGGCAAGAACAAUCGGCCCCAUACUGUGCGGGUAUCUCUACGGCCAGGGACUGGCGAACGGGAUUGUCGGGGCGGUAUGGUGGGGGUUAGCUGGCGUUGCGAUGCUCGGCGUGUUUGCGAGUUUGUUUGUUUGGGAGGGAGAUGGCCAUGAAAUCUGGCUGGAGGGGGACGACGAGGUUGAGGUAGAGGAAGGAAGGAGGUGA